GUUAAUAACCUCAGCCUCCUCCUGCCUGUCAGCAUCAUGAUCGCAGAAGCACCGGGAGCUCCACCAGAGGAGACGCGUCCUGAUGUCCGGCAGUGAGCGGAGCUGCAGCCCGUGAGAACCAGAACCAGAACCAGAAGCAGAAGCAGAACCAGAAGCAGAACCAGAACCAGAACCAGAAGCAGAAGCAGAACCAGAAUCCACCGGUUCCGUUCUCUCCAACGGACCGCGGAGGAGAUCGGCGCGCUCGGAUAGUGUCCGCCGGCUGGCUGCGCGUGUCUGUGACGCGCGGCGGAGCUGCUGGAGCUUCUCCCGUCCCGCGCGGGUCCAACAUCAACCUCAUCCCAGCCGGAAAUCAGCCACCAUGGUUCUGCUGGGGUCCCUGCUGGUUCUUCUCUUCCCAGGUGUGAUCCUUUCCACGGCACAAAUAAUCCCCUUCCCUCCUCCUGUGCCCAACUGUCUUGAAGCCCACCGAGUGUGCGUCACCGACCCACAGUGUCAGGCUCUUUACCGAGGCAUAGAGCUGUGCUCGGCAGAUGCUGCAGUCUCACCGCUGGGGGAACAAGCGGCGUCCGAGUGCCUGGAGAGGCAGGAUACCCUGGUGGCCAAAAACCCCUCACUGUUGGCUUGCAAGUGCCAGCGUGGCUUCCGGAAGGAGGAACGCUGCCUCCGUAUCUACUGGAGGGUUCGUCUUCUUCCAGGAAGGGAAGAACUGGAAAUAUCACCCUACGAUGACUCAGUGCUCGACACCCGAAUGGCUUCUUUAGUCUCUGCCACAUCCUUCAUGCAGCUGGAUGAUGAAAACCAGUGCCUGAAAGCAGCGCAGGACUGUGGCCUGUAUGAGAAGUGCGGCGCUCUUCGAUCAGAGUACGUGUUGGCCUGCACAAAGCCCAUACCCGGAACGAGCCGAUGCAGCCAGUACAAGUGCCACCGGGCCCUGAGACGCUUCCUGGAGCGGGUACCUGAGGAGUACAGCCUGGGGGUCCUGUUCUGUCCCUGCACCAACACCCUGUGUGGGGAGAGAAGGAGGAAAACCAUCGUGCCCUCCUGCUCCUACCAAGAUGCUGAGGGCCUGCAGCCCAACUGCCUCCACCAGCAGAGCUUCUGUCGCAGAGAUGACCUGUGCAGGUCCCGGCUGGCUGAUUUCCUCAGUAACUGCCAACCAUCUACUCUCACGGCCAGCGGAUGUCUGAAGGACUCCACAGGCCUCUGCCUGCGGGCCUACGCUGGACUCAUAGGAACCAUCAUGACCCCCAACUACAUCAGCAACAGCUCUGCUGACGUAUCGCUGUGGUGCAACUGUGAGGGCAGCGGGAACCAGUGGCAGGAAUGUCUGAAGCUGCAGCGCCUCUUCACCCACAACAGCUGCCUACGUAAUGCCAUCAGCUGGAUGGGGAGCCCCAGGUCGGUGCCCUCAGAGCCCACUCACCCUCCCUCCCCCAGACCCUCGCCUCUGGUUCAGAAGGACGAGAUGCUGAGCAGGAACCGUGUGCCUGAGCUCAACAACGACGUGGUUGAGAGCGAGGAGGACGAGUUGUUUCAGACGGAGGAAGAGGAGGAGUCAGAGGAAGGAGACCAGUUUGAUGUGAUCUCGCUGUACUCAGAGAGAGCCACGGUCUCCAACCUGGGAUCAUCUGGAACAGGGGGCGCCGCAUCAGUUGGCGCUACGCCGGGACUGCUGCUCCUGACUGCUGCCCUCAGCUGGGGGUAGACGGGCGGACAGAGGAGCCGCACCCACAUACACACUCACCCAUCGACACACUCACACGCAAUGGCUCCGCCAACCCUCCUGAUUGGUUUACAGAGACGCUUUCAAGAAACAAAGGAAGAAACGGAUUUUGCUUUUUUUGUCAGAAGCAUCUUCUUGGUUCCUGAUUUGUUUCCUUUCUUUACUGCAAACAUG
Molecule: messenger RNA, 1900 nt
Organism: Cyprinodon tularosa
Lineage: Eukaryota; Metazoa; Chordata; Actinopteri; Cyprinodontiformes; Cyprinodontidae
Gene: gfra3
Product: GDNF family receptor alpha 3
Exons: 8
Coding region: 362-1708 (448 amino acids)
Biological process (GO): nervous system development
Cellular component (GO): signaling receptor complex; external side of plasma membrane
Molecular function (GO): signaling receptor activity
Source: RefSeq, a predicted model, not a curated record